ACGCGUCGUUUGCCGUUUUGCGCGGGAAACAUAACACGAUAACUAAAGCCGCGGGAAACAAGGUGAAACUAGAAAAAAACAGUCGAAAUAAGUGUGUUAUAAAUAAAGACUUGUGAUUUUCAAAAGUGGAAUUAGUGAUAGUGCUAAAAAGUGACGGUAAAAUAGUGAAAAAUCGCGCAGUUUGUGAUGUGUUGGUGAAGUAAAAAAUGAGAUAAAUACGAAAUAAAAUGUUAAAUGAGAUCGUGGAUGCGAUACUCCCAAUAAACUGUGGAAAAACACUGAGGAGCAAACCACGACAUGAAAAUAGGACUAAUUUUAAAAGAAGACAACAAAAUGAGAGAGAUAAAACGAAAUAUGAAAUUAAAGAACCUUACAAAAUUAUGGACGAUGUUCAAACACACAAAAUUAAAAGAACAGCAAGAAGUAAAGCACUAAAAAUAGAAUUUCCAAAUUCGUUAGGUCUUCUUGUUUUAUAUGUGUGUAUAACUAAUGUUAUUAUUAAGUGUGACGUAAGUGUUGAUGAUAAAGCUUUGAGAGAUGAAAGAAAACUACACGGAAUGCAUUUGCACAACAAAGGGUCAUCCAAAUAUUGGCAUGGACAUAGAUACGAGAAUAAAUUGUAUGGUAGAAGUCACCACAAACGAGCAUCGAUCUCUGAUUACGAAGACAAAGAAACUUACUCUAGCCCUGAUGAAGUCAUUAAACGUUACGAUUCCUAUAGUCAUAAACACGAAGAUACGAACAUCACUGGAAACGAUACUUACGUAAUUGGGCACCCGCAUGAUUUAGUAUCAAACCCCUUCUAUGUGAAGGAAAUAAACUUUAAAUUAAGACCUGACAUGAAUCGGUUCAGCGAGAAAAUACUCAAAUUAGGAGUUCUCUUGCCAACAAAUCCCUUGCUGGAAUUUUCAUUGGCCAAAGUUUUACCGAUUCUCGAGAUCGCCAUCCCCGCUGUUACGAAACCUGACGGCCCUCUGCCAGGAUGGAAGAUUCUGGUAGACUACCGAGACACAAGAUGCUCUUCUAUAGAAGGGCCACUAGCUGCUUUCGAAUUUUAUGUAAAUGGUUCUGCAGAUGCCUUCAUCGGGCCAGGGUGUGAGUACGUAAUAGCACCCGUUGCGCGGUACGCCGGGGCUUGGGGCAUACCAGUGCUGACUGCGGGGGCUAUGGCUGACUCAUUCAUCCACAAAACUAGCUACUACAUGACGCUAACCAGAAUGAUGGGCAGCUAUACUCAGGCCAGUAUCGCCAUCAGCGAAAUUUUUGAGGAGUUUAACUGGCACCGCGUUGGCAUGUUAUAUCACAACAACGACCCAUCCUCUGGCCACGGAAAUAGCCAGUGCUUCCUUACUCUGAGUCCGGUGUUCGCAAUACUACAGAAAAGGUCAGGCGCAGACAUCCGGAACCUGCCAUUCGACGAGACCAACACGACUUCAACGAAAAUAAAACAGCUUCUGCAGAAGUUGUCUUUGAGCACUAGAAUUGUGGUGUUGUGCGCGAACCCCGGCACGGUACGAGAGAUCAUGCUGGCAGCAGACGAGCUGAACAUGGUGUCCUCGGGUGAAUACGUCUUCUUCAACAUCGAGCUGUUUUCCAAUUUAGCAUCAGCAUCGUCUAAGCAGCCGUGGAAGGUGGAAGGAGACACGGAUGAACGCAAUGAGCGCGCGCGGCGAGCGUACAGCGCCGUGCUCACCGUCACUAGUCCAGCUCCUGAGAAAGAAGAGUACUUAGAAUUUUCGGAUCAGGUGAAAGAACUAGCAGCGAAAAAAUACAACUACACUUUUGGCAAAGACGAGGUGGUAUCCACAUUCGUCGCCGCGUUUUACGAUGCUGUGCUGCUGUACGCUUUGGCAUUAAACGACACCUUGAAGCAGUCCCCUGAGCCUAGGGGACGACUGGACGGGAAGGCUGUCAUUAAUAAUAUGUGGAAUAGGAGUUUUCAAGGUAUAACUGGCGAGGUUAUAAUAGACAGCAAUGGCGACCGUGUGGCUUCCUACUCACUUCUGGACAUGGAUCCCAAUACCAGCAAGUUCCAGGUGGUGGCGACCUAUGUGGCGGCGAACAAGUCUUUGCAGUUCCAUCCAGACCGGCCUAUACACUGGGCGGGCGGGAGCACAGACCCGCCCCGUGACACCCCCGUUUGCGGCUUCGACGGCUCGCUGUGCCCUGACAAGUCGCUACCCGUGUACGCCAUUCUCAGUAUCGUUCUCAGUUCAGUGGUGGUGAUACUGGCCAUUCUGUCAGUAUUUAUCUACAGACACUACAAGUUGGAAGCCGAGAUCGCCAUGAUGACGUGGCGGGUGAACUGGAGCGAUGUGCUGCAGCCAGGGGCGAGGCUGCGCGGGAGCAUGCACUCGUUGGCGCGAAGGUAUAGCAGUGGGACGGCGUACUCAGACGAGGCGACGUCAUUGGCCGGUGACCGACAGAUCUACACUCCUUGCGGGCUAUAUAAAAGCUGUAGGGUGGCGCUUAAAAAAGUUGAUAAACAGCGUAUAGACUUAACAAGACCGUUGCUACUCGAAUUGAAAAAAAUGAAGGAUUUGGAUCAUGAUCAUUUAGCAAGAUUCUACGGAGCGUGCGUGGAUCCACCCCAUUGUUGUCUGCUGACCGAAUAUUGCCCCAAAGGGUCCUUACAGGACAUUUUGGAGAAUGACACGAUCAAAUUGGAUUGGAUGUUCAAAGUCAGCUUGAUGCAUGACAUUGUUCGGGGAAUGCACUUUCUCCACGGAACCGACAUCAGGUCCCACGGCAACCUCAAAUCCAGCAACUGCGUCGUUGACUCCCGCUUUGUCCUGAAGAUCACCGAUUUUGGUCUACACGCUCUCCGCACCACCGAAAAAGAUCCGUCCGCUCAUAGCUAUUGGACCCGAAUGUUGUGGACGGCUCCUGAACUACUACGCAUGGAAGACCCACCCCCCGAAGGCACACAAAAAGGAGACAUAUACUCGUUCGGAAUCAUCAUGCACGAGAUAGUUAACCGGCAGGGCGCAUUUUGGCUGGGACCCGGCAUAGAAAUGGGUCCGAAAGACAUAAUUGAGGCCGUAAAAGCCACAGGCCUCCGGCCGAACACGUCCUACCACCGCUCGUGUGACAUUGACGACGCGCACGACCUCAUGCGGCGGUGCUGGGCUGAAGACCCCAACGAGCGCCCCGUGUUCGCGCACCUGAAGGGCGCCGUCCGUCGCCUCAACAAAUCCCAAGAAAGUAGUAAUAUAUUGGAUAAUCUGCUAUCCCGUAUGGAACAGUACGCUAAUAAUUUAGAAACAUUAGUUAGUGAAAGAACACAAGACUAUUUGGAAGAAAAGAAGAAGUGCGAAGAACUUUUAUAUCAGUUGUUACCAAAGUCAGUAGCCUCUCAACUAAUAAAUGGCCAGUCAGUCGUCGCGGAGACAUUCGAGCAAGUCACCAUCUACUUCUCUGACAUUGUGGGCUUCACCGCGCUGUCCGCUUCAUCCACGCCGAUGGAAGUUGUGGACUUACUCAACGACUUGUACACUUGCUUCGACAGUAUUGUGGAGAAUUAUGAUGUUUAUAAGGUGGAGACCAUAGGCGACGCUUACAUGGUGGUGUCGGGACUGCCCGAGCGUAAUGGCACGCGGCACGCAUGCGAGGUGGCCCGCAUGGCUCUGGCCCUGCUCAAUGCCGUCCGCCGGUUUCGCAUCAGACACAGACCGCUUGACCAGUUGAAGCUAAGGAUAGGAUUGCACUCUGGCCCCUGCGUCGCCGGCGUGGUAGGCCUCAAGAUGCCUCGCUACUGCCUCUUCGGAGACACAGUCAACACGGCCUCCCGAAUGGAGUCCAAUGGCGAGGCCCUCAGGAUCCAUGUCUCGCCGACGACUAAGGCUCUACUGGACAGUUUCGGGACAUUCCAGCUGGAGCUGAGAGGAGAGGUUGCUAUGAAGGGAAAAGGAACUCUAGUCACUUAUUGGUUGUUGGGAGAGAUAGUCGAUCCGAACGCGCCGCCUCGAGAAAAACCGUCGCUGCCAAAGCUUCAAACUCAAUCCACUGAAAGUGGAGGAUCUAUUUCACAUCUAACUCCAUUUCGACAAAGACUUGAUGGAUCCAGGUCAUCCAGCAGGCGGGGUUCCGGCAUAUUUCAGCAAAGAAACAACGACUUCAUUAAACUAGAAAAAGAAGCGCAGCCACUGUUACAAAAUUUGAAAAUACAAAGACAGCAGUCAGACCCUACCGAACCGGUCACCAAUGGCGUGACAUCCGCCGAGGAAACGGAUAAACUCAGCGUUUCUAAUUCUAUAUCACUUAAUGUCAACUCUUUAAAUCACAAUUCGGUCAGUCAAAGCGGCCAACCCAAAGUUAAACUGAAGGACUGCCAAAUGUACUCCAUAGGAAAUCAUAAUUCGAAUAAAGUAGGUAAUAAUAACUGGAUACCCAAGUUACCGCAAGCAAGUUCUUUCGAUAAUGGCUCCAGAAAGAGUAACCAUUGUUUAAAAGACUAUAGUAGUGUUCCUUUACUGUCUAAAGCAGAUACACCAAAUGAUUCGAACGUUUAAAGCUAUCAUGAAUAUUAUGUACUUAAUAAUAUGGCAAUUUCUAAGAGAGAUUUUGAAAAUGUAAAGCCUGACCAGUAAUAUAAGAUCAUUGUCAAGAGGGCGCUGUUAUUCUCGCGUAUAAGGGUGACAGUUCAGUACAGUAUGAAAAAAAUUAGUUCCAGUGAAAUUCCGCAACAUGGCCCGUGAUCAUAAAUUACUGGUUAGGCUUUAAGUGUGACUAUUCAAUGUUUUAAAUGUCGGUAGUCAUAGUAUGUAUGUUGUUGAAGUGUGCUCAGUUAUCGUCUUCUCCUACAUUCCUUUACAUGCUUUGUAAGACUAUCCUGCCCAUGGGUGUGAUACUUUUUAAUAAUAUCUUGAAAAUGAACAUCGAAAUGUAAUUCAUUUUCAUUGGCUGAUGGUUUGAUGAAUUGUCGAAGCAGUACUUAGAAAUUUAUUUAUUUUCACAGUGUUUACAUAAGGCUGUAAAUAUACUUACUUAUUUAUUGUAAAUAUUAUAGUAUUAAAUGUAACGUCGUUGUGAUCUUAGCAAAAGGUAUUCUGAAAAAAGUAAUUAUUAAUAGUAAAUGUAGACAAAGUAAAAAUUAAACCCUCAAUGUAUUAAAAACGUUAUAGCAAAUAUAAAGAGUGAGAAAGA
Molecule: messenger RNA, 5145 nt
Organism: Cydia strobilella
Lineage: Eukaryota; Metazoa; Arthropoda; Insecta; Lepidoptera; Tortricidae
Gene: Gcy
Product: atrial natriuretic peptide receptor 1-like
Exons: 20
Coding region: 228-4511 (1427 amino acids)
Biological process (GO): protein phosphorylation; cGMP biosynthetic process; receptor guanylyl cyclase signaling pathway
Cellular component (GO): plasma membrane
Molecular function (GO): guanylate cyclase activity; adenylate cyclase activity; peptide receptor activity
Source: RefSeq, a predicted model, not a curated record